UUUUUUCCCAAUCUUUAUUUAUAAAUUAGUUUCCCUUCGUGUUUUCGCCUUCACACGCCUGCUUUCACCCUGCAUGAGUUCAGAAACAUGUCUGCGUUAAUCAAGAAGAUCAUCAGCACGACUAAAGCUCCUGCUGCCAUCGGUCCAUACAGCCAGGCGGUGCUGGUUGAUCGGACCAUGUUCAUAUCAGGACAGCUGGGGAUGGAUCCCGCCACCACACAGCUGGUGGAAGGAGGCGUUCAAGCACAAACCAGACAGGCUCUUGUUAACUUGGGCGAAAUCCUUAAAGCUGCUGGUUGUGGUUAUGAAAACGUCGUAAAAACCACGGUGCUCCUCGCGAACAUGAAUGACUUCACCAGCGUAAACGACGUUUACAAGCAGUUUUUCAGCUCCAACUUUCCCGCCAGAGCUGCUUAUCAAGUUGCUGCUCUGCCCAAAGGUGGACUGGUUGAGAUUGAAGCCGUUGCUGGUUUGGGCCCUUUGACCAAUGCUUGACUGAAGCGGGAUGGAGGUUUUGGACGUGUUGCAGGUCACCUGGCAGAUGGGCAGCACUGGGAGCGCUUUCACCCCUCAUUAACAUUGAUGACAUGAUUGAAGACGGUGCCGCGUUUUCACGUUCAGCCACUCACGUUUCACUAACAUGAGCUGCUAAGUAUCUGAGCUUGUUUGUUGGCUUGAGUUACACCACUGAUCCUCAAGCGUUCUCUGUAUUAUAACGCUGCUGUCUGUUAGGUCUGCAACCUUCAAACUUUAGCCUCGCUGAUGUCAUAGUGUGUUAUACUGUCGUCUCACGGUUACACAGCUGGAUUUGAAACGACUUUGACUCAGGAAAUCAGUAAAAGCCUGCUGGCUGGCAAACAUUUAGCUGCUGGGUGAAAUAUGGACCAAUGCUCAGUUUCUUCAUCUCUGACUGGAAUGUUCACAGUAUAAGUUCUAUUUGAAAAAUGCUUUGAGGGUGAAAAAAAAAAAAAG
Molecule: messenger RNA, 972 nt
Organism: Oryzias latipes (Japanese medaka)
Lineage: Eukaryota; Metazoa; Chordata; Actinopteri; Beloniformes; Adrianichthyidae
Product: 2-iminobutanoate/2-iminopropanoate deaminase
Cellular component (GO): mitochondrion; cytosol
Molecular function (GO): deaminase activity
Source: RefSeq, a predicted model, not a curated record